CAAGCAGUCAAAAAAACAAACACGUGAGCCGGUUAUGAAAGUUAUAUCACCCGGGCAAGAGCGUCGAUUAAUUUGUUUAACAUAAGCAUUUUAUUCACUUCAACGAGACAAGAGUCUUCAAAGGCAAUUCAGAAAGGUGUAGUCAGACAUGUUUGGUUCAGUGGUGGUUGGCAUUGGGACGGCAGGCUUUGUGAGGAUCAGGGACAUGCUAGCCCCUCUGCCCUCCAGCGCAGCUGAGAAGCUCAGUGUCAAAGGUUUCAUAUCCAGGAGGAUUCUGGAGGAGCAGCAGGGAGUGAAACAAAUCACUGUUGAAGAUGCCCUGAGCCGGGACGACAUAAAGGUGGCUUUCGUGUGCACCGAAAACGCUGCCCACGAGGAAAACAUCAGGAUGUUUCUGGAAGCUGGGAAGCACGUCUGUGUGGAAUAUCCAAUGGCCAUGACACACAAGACUGCUGUGGACCUCUGGGACCUGGCUCAGGAAAAAGGAGUGGUCCUGCAUGAGGAGCACAUAGAACUCCUGACAGCUGACUUCAAGCAGCUGAAGAAGGACGUAGCAGGGAAAAGGCUGGAGGAGGGAUUCCUUCACUUCACAGGAGGUCCUCUGAAGCCGGGCUUUGGUUUUCCAGCUUUCAGUGGCAUCGCCCGGCUCACCUGGCUGGUCGAUCUGUUUGGAGAGCUGUCUGUCACCGCUGCCAGCAUGGAGGAAGACCAGCAGAACAAGUACAUGAAGAUGACUGCUCAACUCAUAACCAAAGAGCAGAAGCCUCUCACGUGGAUUGAGGAGUGGGCUCCCGGCCUGUCUAGGGCCAAAGACAUCAACUUCCGCUUUGACUCAUGCACCAUCACCCAGCUGCCCCCAGCCAUAAGGGAGCCGGUGGGUAUCUUUAUGCAGGACUUGGUGCUCUUCAGUCAGAAGCUGCUGGGCCAGGUGCCCCGUGACCAGCUCCAUGCAGAGCGCCGCAGGGUCCUCCACUGUCUAGAGCUGGCCGACCGCAUCCAGCAGCUGAGCCUGCAGGGCUCAGCCCAGGAGACCUAGAAACUAGCAGCCUACCGAGGGGGCCCCAGCAGCCUACCGAGGGGCCCCAGCAGCCUACCAAGGGUUGUGAAAUUACAGUAACUUUCCCAAAAUUCCCAGGUUUUCCAGAAUUUUGCAACGCUUAACCUACUGGUGGAUGUCCAAGCGUACAAGAUCCAUCCAUAAACCUUCUACAGUAAAGCUACUGUAACAUGCUGUACUGUAGACAUACGCUCAGCGCAUCUUUGAAAUGUUAAGGUAUUUUAUGUGUUUCAGAAACAAAUUGGUUUCAGAGGCUGCAUUUACACAGCAGCCCAAUUCUGAUAUUUUUUCCACUAAUUGGUCUUUUGAUCUAGCCUGACGACUCAAACUGAAUUCGUCCACUGCUCUAUAUACUUCAGUCUGGGACUGCCGUCAUUGAAGUCGUUUGUAGUGACGUCAAAAUGAGGUGUGUUGUACAAUACAAAGUAAUAAGCGAUUGGAUCAUCUCUAGCCAAUGACACAUUUUCAAAAUGCCACUUUACCCACAUGUGUUCUGGCUGGGGAGGUACUCCGAUCCUGACUCAUUGCAGAAAAGAAGCUAACGUCCGUGUGUGUGGCGUACUGUAGAAUUUGACCUAAGCAAGGAGUUUGGGUAGCCAGGAAAUGUUUGACCGAUCACAUCAGAUCUUUUCACAUCAGAUCUUUUUCAGAAUUAUACUUCUUUGGGGUAUUUUUCACCCCUUAUUUCUCCCCAAUUGGUAGUAGUUAGUCUUGUCUCAUCGCUGCAACUCUCAUAUGGACUUGGGAGAGACAAGCGUGCAAGUAGAAAUACUGGUGUGCAAAAAAGCAGAAAAACAAAUAUGGGGAUGAGGUUAGGUAGUUGGUUGGAUGGGCUAUUUACAGAUGGGCUGUGUACAUCUGCAGCGAUCGGUAAGCUGCUCUGACAGCUGACGCUUAAAGUUGGUGAGGGAGAUAAUGGGCUGCCUGUGUAAACUCAGCCUAGGGCAUGUCGGCUUAUUAUUUAGGGUUAGGCUGUUACUACAGACCACAUCUUAACAUUGAUGGAAGGUCAGUUGAUAUAUAGUUUGAUGUUUGCAUUGUUACUUAUUGAAGUUAAUCUACAUUACAGUUGAAUGUACUGUAACAUUCCUGUGGUUGAUCACAGCUCAUGGUGCUUUAUCAUUGGCUGGUGUGCUUUACUUAUCUCAUAUGACAUUUUAAUAUUGACAUGUUGUGCAGGCAGAAGUGUAAGGCAAAACAGUGACAUACUGAUCAAUGGAUUUAUUUGUAUUUUUUAUUUAACCUUUAAUUAACUAGGCAUGUCAGUUAAGAACAAAUUCUUAUUUACAAUGACGGUCUACAUGCUUAAAUCAUUAACACCGUACAAUGGGUGUUUGAAUGAUACCUCAGGUAAAUGGUAUCUCGGAUAGCUUUGGCAAGUGAAAGUGUGUUAUUUACACUGCAACUGCAACAUUGUCAGUGGACUACAAUUGACACAUCUGUUUAGUUGUUUUAAAGUAGCAAUCCAGCCUCCUUUUUUACCUAAUUUAACACCUGAUUUACUUAACAAAAGGCAUAUCUCAAUAGGUGGUCCAGGCAAGUCCUGACAUUGCACAAGUGGGGGGUGGGCCUUUCCUCUUUUGUUAUCUUUCUCCUCUAUUUUUCCCCAAGAAAGGGGGAGGCAGAUGAAAUCACGGCUUCCCACCUGACUGCCUCUUUGAUUGCCCUACUCCUUGACGUUUGCAGUUGUCUAAAAAACACAAUUUUGCUCUUUCUAAUCUUUAGUUUGUGUACUUUAUUGUAUUUAUACAUGGGAUAUUGCUUUUCAACAGUACAAGUUCAAAAAUCAAUCGGAGGACAUAUUACAGGGGCAUUGCAGUUAACUUGAUUUAGAUGUGUUUGUAAUGUCUGGAAUUUCAGCCUGUUCAGGUGGGAUGGAACUUUUGGACCGCAUCAUGACUUCACACCGCUUCCCUGGUUUUAGCACUAAAUCAUUCACUAGCUUGUUUCCUUAGUUGUAGUUUGAGCAAUACGCUUCCUUUCCUUUUUCUUUGUUUCAAACCAGUAUUUCAAGGAUCUCAAAAUUAGCUGUUCACCAUACAAUAUAAUAAGUAUUCUACUUAAUUCUAGGAUGCUGACAGACUGAAUUUGUUCCUUGGCCUGCUCUGUUCCCUCCCAUUGUUAUCCAUUCAUGCCAGUCCCAUAUAAUGAUGUACAGUGGGCUCCAAAAUUACUGGCACCCCUGACUGGCAAUGCACAAACUUUACUUAAAAAAAUAUAAACAAUAUAAUUAUAUAGAUAAACUCAAAAUACCAACAUGUGAGAAAUACUGUACAUUAUUGUUUCAAUGGAACCAACCAAA
This is a messenger RNA of Oncorhynchus gorbuscha (pink salmon), 3359 nucleotides long. RefSeq names its product biliverdin reductase A-like. Gene Ontology annotation, molecular function: zinc ion binding; nucleotide binding; biliverdin reductase [NAD(P)H] activity. The coding region runs from base 149 to 1036 and encodes 295 amino acids. Gene Ontology annotation, biological process: heme catabolic process. The record is from RefSeq and is a predicted model, not a curated record. Lineage: Eukaryota; Metazoa; Chordata; Actinopteri; Salmoniformes; Salmonidae. The transcript is spliced from 7 exons.